This is a messenger RNA of Drosophila obscura, 577 nucleotides long. RefSeq lists its product as uncharacterized. The transcript has 4 exons. Lineage: Eukaryota; Metazoa; Arthropoda; Insecta; Diptera; Drosophilidae. The coding region runs from base 103 to 516 and encodes 137 amino acids. The record is from RefSeq and is a predicted model, not a curated record.
UCCUGCUUAGUGCUGCACACAUCAUAUCCAGCCUUGCCUUUUCAAUCAGAAAAAAUAACAUUUACAUCACUAAAAUAUAAAUCAACCCAUAAUAAUCCUCAAAUGCUACGAUUCAAAUUCUGCUGCUACUGCAUUGAACUGCGCAAGGGAUGCAUACUCAUCGCCUGCCUGGACUUUGUGAUAAAUGUAAUCGUGGCCACCAUAGGCGCACAUAGAGACUACGUCAGUAGGAUCGAGCAGGCGGUGGCUAUUUGCCACUGCAUUGGCUGUGUCUUCCUGAUCGGCGGUGCUUUGCUCAAAUCAUCCGUUCUGCUGAUCUUCUUCCUCAUUACCAGCCUCACCAACUAUGUCAUCUUGAUCGCCUACGUCAUCUAUAUUAUCUCCGAAUGGCAAAAGGAGGCGGCCUUUAUAGUGCCUUCCGUUCUGGGGUAUACAUCUAUUGGCAUAUACUUUUGGUUCAUCGUCUUCUCCCAUUACAGAAACGUUAACAACGAAACCCUAACGACUGAUGUCUGAGCUACAAAUAUUAGCACUUAAAUCAAAACUGAGUAGCAAUUAAAAUUCCCAGUGUUUCCAA